Messenger RNA from Ciona intestinalis (vase tunicate), 1603 nucleotides. The record is from RefSeq and is a predicted model, not a curated record. Lineage: Eukaryota; Metazoa; Chordata; Ascidiacea; Phlebobranchia; Cionidae.
AAUGGUGGAUAUGUUUCACAGAUUAACAUGGACAACGCCUACAACUGUGGAGCUGUAUCUGCUAUAUCUCCAAGAUUUAUCAGAACCACUUACAACUUGCAAGCAAACUUAAAGUCAGGAUGUGGCGUCCUUACGGCCUCAUUCCAGUGUGUAUUUGAUCGCUCAUCGCAAAGGAAUGGAAACAGAAACAUUGCCCCGACCCAAAAAAACAUAAAACUAUUUCUAAAACCCUCAAGGGAAAAUAAGAAGUAUAAAGUAAGCACUAGCUUUUACACUGACGGAACAUUUCAAACUAAAUUGCAAAAUCCCACUGUGAACAAUGGUGAUCCAAUUUAUGCUGAAGCCAGACUGGAUAGAUGUCCAGUUGAUGGUGUGAGCUACAAUGCAACUAACACUCGUGGUCGCUUUGCCAUAAAAAGUUUUGAAUUUUUAUAUGGUAGAAACGAACUUACCUAUUUGCAUUGUGAAUGGACUGUUUGCAACAAGAAAUAUCACCCAUGCAAAUCAUCUGAGUGUGAAACGAAAAGAGAAAAGCGCGAAGUACAGACUGUGGAUCAACCUGGUUGUAAAAUGCUUGUCACAUUUAAACCAAUUCGUGUUAUACCAACAUGUGAUAAGAAGGAAGAAUUGACUGUGACAACUAGCUUUUACACUGACGCAACAUUUCAAACUAAAUUGCAAAAUCCCACUGUGAACAAUGGUGAUCCAAUUUAUGCUGAAGCCAGACUGGAUAGUACAAACACUGACCUAAUUGUGUUGGGGAAUACGUGUUAUGCAUCAUCUUGUAAGGAUGCUGGUAAAUGUCCAGAACGCAAGUACUUGUUAAAACAAGGAUGUCCAGUUGAUGGUGUGAGCUACGUUGCAACAGACAGUAGUGAUCGCUUUGGCAUAAGAAACUUCAGAUUUGUGCAGAGAAAUGCUAACCUUGUUUAUUUGCAUUGUUAUUUGAAUGUUUGCAACAAGAAAAAUCCUCAAUGCAAACGAGCUGAGUGUGAAACGAAAAGAGAAAAGCGCGAAGUACAGACUGUGGAUCAACCUGGUUGUGAAAUGCUUGUCACAUUUAAACCAAUUCGUGUUAUACCAACAUGUGAUAAGCCUGAUACAUGUGGACAGCUAUGUAAUGUAGUUGGGGACAAUGUUGUUUGUUCUUGCAACGAGGGAUACAAGCUUGACGAUGAUGGAAAAUCUUGUGUGCAGUUAUAAUGAGCGUAAACUGAUGAAACGGAAAUGACAACGACCACGGACACUUUUUAAUUUACAUGUACCCAAGAGUAUUUAUCUUUUAUUAUCAUAAAUAUUCAAAUAAUCACUGCUGUAGUUUAAAAAACCUUAAGUUUUAAAUAAUAUUUAUUCAAAAUCCAUGCUUGGAAAUACAGCUCCUAUUGUUCCACCGCUUGGCAGAAAGUAAAGUUCAAACGGUUUCUAUUAUUAAUAUUAAAUAUAGGUAGGGUGGGGGAAGACGGGACACUUUAGCUUCUAUUUAAAUAUCCUGAUCGUGUUUUAAACAAUUCACAAUAAUCUAUGGCAGUCGUAAAAAUACAGUGUUACAAUUUUUUGAAUUUUUUUUGUUUACUACAAAAUAAUACAAAUAGAAUAAAAUGUG